AUGCCUAUCCCUUCUGAAUCUCCUGAGCGUAAGGCAAUGCGCAAGCCUUUGCGUAGCCUGGAGAGGCACAUCACUGGGCUUGAGCCGGACCAUCAGAUCGAAAUGGAUUCAUCUGAGAUCGAUCAAAUCCGAUUCCUGCCCAUGGUCUUGGACGAAGACUCAAAGGACAGGCCUACUUAUUUUUCUCCAAUUCCCGCCUCCUUCUUUGUGAACCCAGAUGACGAGUUUGACAAGGAAAAAGACCUGGAGUACCCCGAUUUUGAUUCAUUGCCCGAAGAUGACAAGUCCCCAUUCGACUGUGCACGUUUGGUCGACCAUCAUUUCUCGUGUUAUGCCUCGAGUUAUUAUUACAGCAAGACGCCUCCGGGCGGUGAGAUCGUGUGGUCUUCCAUCACAACCCACAAGCGCGUGUACAAGGACCUCGAUCGUUAUAAGUAUCCAGAGUUUUGGACAAUGUCUUAUCAAGGGGUCAAAGAAGGGCCAUUUGCACAUAUGAAGACCUGCAUCCUGAACAACCUGAACGCCAAUGACGACCAAAUCCUUCAAGGAGAACUGCUUCCGAUCUUACGUCUGAUGAUAGCCCAUCUCAGAAGGGCCCGUUUCAUCGAUCAUAUGGUUGCACCAGUGAUGGCUUUUUCUUUCAUGGGCCCGCAGCAUGCUCGCGUCAUCGAAGCCUACAUGGACGGCCAUACUGUCGUGGUGCGUACGACCAAAUUGUAUGAUCUUCGUACCAAGGAUGCCGCAGCUUUCGAAACAUUCGCUCAGUGGUACUAUGGAAAGCCACGUGCACCUACGGGAUCUUCUCAGUAG
This is a messenger RNA of Aspergillus affinis, 810 nucleotides long. RefSeq lists its product as uncharacterized. NCBI's taxonomy places the organism in Eukaryota, Fungi, Ascomycota, Eurotiomycetes, Eurotiales, Aspergillaceae. The record is from RefSeq and is a predicted model, not a curated record. The transcript is spliced from 3 exons. Bases 1 to 810 code for a protein of 269 amino acids.